CAAAAAACGGUACAGAGCAGCCGGAUUUGGUGACUUCGUCUUUUAACGCUACAACAAAAUUUUUUCUUGUACAUUUCGUGACGGUCCAUAGUCAACGCAAUUUCAAUUGUAAGCCAUCAUCAUUCGCCAACCAAACCGAGUGUAGUACAUAGUUGGCAAAUUUCUCGUAUCCGUUGUGUAUUGUUGUCGGCAUCGUCAUUUGGUCGUAGCGUCAUUUCGUCACUUGAAACGCUGUCGUUUUCGUUUGUGCCCGAAUUUUUUCGUGUUUGUGCAAAUCGCUGUGCGUUUGUAUUCGCAACACCAACACCUGCCUAAGAAAGUAAAACAAGAAACAGACUGCCGUUGCCGGAAACAAACUUCUGUUAAAAAAAAAAGAAAAUUAAGUAAUCGAGUCUCGAUGAAUUGAAAUCGAACACUUGUUAAGGAGCUUGAAAAAAAUAGAAAUAAAAUUAAAAUAAAUUCGCCGCGUUCAAAGACAAAAAGUUUGGAAAAGUAAAUAAACAAACAAAAAUAAGUAAAAAUUCUCUUGGCAGCAAACUUUUGUCAUUUGUCAAUCGUUUAAAGCAAUAAAGCAAAUGAAAGCGGAAAACCAAAAACAAAAACCAAAAUAAGAAUAAGCUGCAGUAAGCAAAAGCGUUUAGCGAAGGCCUUUUGCAGAACAGUAGCUCAAUAACAGCAAAAAACAACAAACGCCCGCGAUAAAUAUAUAACUGCUGCUUUGCCCGUGUUGUAUUUUAACGUCAUUUCUCUGUCAUCCGGCGUGACUUCGCUUAUUAACAUAUACAUAUAUACAAACAGAUGUGCGUGAAUUUUUUUUUGCGCCAACUGCACUCAUUUCAACUGAAAAUCAAUAACGUGCAACGGCGAAAAGUGUGACAUUUAUUAACAAAAAAAUUUAAAAAAAAAUCUUGAAAAUUUGCAAAAAAAUACGAGUUCUCUGCUUAACAAUUACGGAAGAAAGAAAGAUAAAAAUUAAAGUAUACGUGCUAUCAGCUAUAGUUUCCGUGUACUUUUUGCUGUCCGUCUUAUUGUGAUUUCUGCGAUACAACGCGAUAUCGAUUUUGUAUUAGUCACUUUUGCUUUAUUAGCAACAAUUCGACUGUGCAGCGGUAAAAGUGAAGUGAAAUCAGUGUUUAUAAAUAAAUAAUUACAGCAGCAAGUGUUUAAUAAAUCCGUUUUGCAUCGUUGCGUCCCUGCGACGCACGUGCAUCGGCACUUUCUGAUACAAAAAAAAAAGAUACAAUAUAUUGCCCUGUCUCCGCUAAUAACGUGACUCUUACGCUACGAAGGCAUAGCUACCACACAAAAAUCACUAAGCUAGUUUCAAUCUACAACCAAUCCAAUCGCGAGUUUCGCUGCCACAAUUCGCUAAAUCUUUUAUGUGGAAUUUAUUGUCGUUCUGCGUCUACUUAGUUUCUACUCUUCAUUGUUUAUAAACUUUCCUUGCAACAAAUUGGCUCUGCUUACAAUACUAUGCACAUACCACUAUCAGUGUGACAGCUCAACUACGCGCUUGGAAUUCAAUAUUUAACCAGCUGCUGCCAUCACAGUUUUGCCGCCAUCAUUGUCACAGUCGCUGCUGACUCUGUCGCCAUUGUCACGCUGUGCGAAAUUUGUCUUUUGCAGUUAUAAAUUUUUUACUAUCUACAUUUCGUUUACGUGAAAAAGUGUUUGUCCUCUUUGCUGUCACUAAAAAAGUUUCUCCCAUAUCAGUUACAAGCGGCAAAUGUAUGCAGCCAUAGCAUAACUGUCUUCAACAAGCGAAAAAAACAACAACUGCUACUUUAUAUCAAAUUUUUCCUACGGUUACCAUCAAGAACACCGCACGUAUGUGGCAACAAAAUUCGACGCAACAUUCCCAACAACACCACACAAUUCGUAUUUUAGACACAAUAACAGCACGAACAGUUCAAUCGGCAACAUAUUGCAACAACCGGAAUCGAUAAGUGCAAGCAUAAAGGGCACACACACACACACACCCAUACACACAAGUGCACACACCCCCAACCUAACGUUCGUGUCAAAGACAACUAUGUAUUUGACGCACAACAGCAGCAACGAUGAUGGAUGUGACAAUUCAAUAUCAUCAAUAAAGGCGACACGAGUAGUAGCAACAGCGGCGGCAAACACUUGCCCCACGCGUCUACGUACCCAAAUAAUACAACAACAACAACAGCAUCAGCAUCAGCAUAGUUCUAGGGGGAGUAAGCUAAAUAAGCUCAACGGCCGCCAAUGCCACAAUUCAGCUGCGCAGCAACAAAAAAGUGCAGCACAACUUCGAAAAUGGUACGAACGACCACGAAUGGAUACAACAGCGUCCGCAAUAGUGGCAAGUACAAAACGUCUGGCCAACAUUGGGCGCAACACAUUGGCCUCAUUUUUACAAAGUAGCAACUUUUUUACAUAUACGUUAGUUGUUGUAAUAUUUUUAAGCAGCUACAAUGUAGCAACUGUAUGCGCAACCAGCGAUAGCAACAACCAAGCGGCGCCAAUUAGACAUCAAAUUGUAAAUACGAGUAGCAACAGCAGCGGCAGCAGCAGCAGCAGUAGCAACACCGACAGCAACAGUUAUGACCCGACUAGCAGUAAUUAUCGCGAUACACUGAAGCACCGCACAGCGGACGCCUAUAAAUAUGAUAUUAUUAAAAAUACAAACAACAACAACAACAAUAACAACAGCAACAUUAACAGUAUCAAUAAGAAUAACAACCACAACGACACAGCUGUCAACAUCAUACUAAGUGAUUAUAGUGAAGCCUUCGUAAGCGUGAUAGCCGCGGGGCCACUAAGUGAUGCCAACGUCAAUGACAGCAGCGUGGAAAAUAAUGCUUUUGAUUUUCCCACUGGGCGUGGCGGUGACAGCAGCAGCAGCAGCAGCAGUAGCCCUAGUGCUGGCAGUAGUGAUAAAAUGACUAAACCAACAAUCGACAUCCAAGCAAACACAACAGCGGCCGAUGGUGCGCCGUUCGACUUGCAAAAUGAGCUAUUGGAUAGCCUGCGUGGCACGCAUAGCUUGCCACAGCAACCGAUGUAUACGAAUGAUUUUGCGGUGCACAUACCGGCCAGCCGGCAAGUGGCCGACAUAAUUGCCAGUAAAUAUGGAUUCAUCAAUAUGGGACAGAUUGGUUCCCUUAAGGACUACUACGUUUUUCAUCAUCGUCAUGUCGCCAAACGUUCAUUGCAUACGAGUGACGAGCACCAUAGCGCCUUAAAUUCCGAACCGCAGGUCCGAUGGAUGCAACAACAGCACGAAAAGUUACGAAAAAAGCGUGACGGUUCCUACACCACCCUACCCGGCUACAGUCCAUAUGAUGUGAUAAGGCCAGGUGGGGGUUUUGUUAGUGCAUCAGGUCCCCGCCUUGCAUAUCAGCCUACAGCGUCAGCUCGUAUCGGUUCACCUCUGCUGUCGCGCGCUCCACGCAUUCAAUAUCGUGCCGCUACAUCGCAUAACAUAUUUCCCGAUCCUCUAUUCAAGGAACAGUGGUACUUGGUGAGUGAUAAUGGUGGCGCCAAAGAUGGCCUCGAUAUGAAUAUCGGUCCCGCCUGGCAGAAAGGUUACACCGGCAAAGGCGUUGUCGUUUCUAUACUCGACGAUGGCAUACAAACGAAUCAUCCUGACCUUGCUCAAAACUACGAUCCAGAUGCUUCCUUCGAUAUAAACGGCAACGAUUCGGAUCCAACGCCGCAAGAUAAUGGUGACAACAAACAUGGCACCAGGUGUGCAGGUGAAGUGGCUGCGGUGGCCUUUAACAACUACUGCGGUGUGGGCGUCGCUUACAAUGCUAGCAUUGGAGGCGUCCGCAUGUUGGAUGGCAAAGUGAAUGAUGUUGUAGAAGCGCAAGCAUUGAGUUUAAAUCCAUCACACAUUGACAUCUACAGUGCCUCUUGGGGACCCGAGGACGAUGGCUCGACAGUGGAUGGUCCUGGGCCGUUGGCGCGUCGCGCUUUCAUCUAUGGCGUGACAAGCGGGCGACAAGGCAAAGGCUCAAUAUUUGUUUGGGCAUCGGGCAAUGGUGGACGUUAUACAGAUUCAUGCAAUUGUGAUGGCUAUACGAAUUCAAUUUUCACAUUGUCCAUUUCGAGUGCAACACAAGGAGGCUUCAAACCUUGGUACCUAGAGGAAUGCUCCUCCACACUCGCCACCACCUACAGCUCUGGCACGCCCGGCCACGAUAAGAGUGUCGCUACCGUCGACAUGGAUGGCCGCCUACGCCCUGAUCACAUUUGCACCGUCGAACACACCGGUACCUCGGCUUCAGCGCCACUUGCCGCCGGUAUAUGUGCACUUGCUCUGGAAGCAAAUCCCAAUCUUACCUGGCGUGAUAUGCAAUACCUCGUAGUGUACACAUCGCGUCCGGGUCCUUUGGAAAAGGAAAGCGGCUGGAUUUUGAACGGUGUCAAGCGAAAGUACAGCCACAAGUUUGGUUAUGGUCUUAUGGAUGCUGGCGCUAUGGUAAGCUUGGCCGAACAGUGGACCACCGUGCCGCCACAGCACAUUUGCAAGUCGCGCGAAAACAAUGAGGAUCGCAAGAUUGAAGGCACUUACGGAUACACGCUGGCCACUCAUAUGGAUGUGAAUGGCUGUGCUGGCACCAUUAACGAAGUGCGCUAUCUGGAGCAUGUGCAGUGUCGCAUAACGUUGAGGUUUUUCCCACGCGGCAAUCUGCGCAUCUUACUCACUUCGCCCAUGGGUACUACGAGUACGCUAUUGUUCGAGCGACCGCGGGACAUUGUCAAGUCCAACUUUGAUGAUUGGCCUUUCUUGAGCGUGCACUUUUGGGGCGAGAAAGCGGAGGGCCGCUGGACAUUGCAAGUUAUUAAUGGCGGACGACGGCGUGUCAAUCAACCAGGCAUACUAUCCAAGUGGCAGCUCAUUUUCUAUGGCACUGCAGUGCAACCGAUGCGCUUAAAGAGCGAUUUGAUGCAACAGCAGAUGCGCGUUUCGGCGGGCGUUAAUCCCUACACCUAUCCAACUGAGUCGGAUUUGGGUCAGCCCACAAAUGAUGGUGGUUACUAUAAUGCCGAUCAAUUUGCCGGCUAUCUGAAUUAUCAGAAUCUUUUUACCGGUGCCGGUUCGAAUCCUGAACAAGCUGUGGCUACUGUAGACGGUCACAAUAUUCCAACACCACAACGGCAAAAUGUGAUGGCCGACUCGAAUAAUAAGCUUGUGCUGCACGACUGUGAUCCAGAAUGCGAUUCGCAGGGUUGCUAUGGCCGUGGUCCGACUCAGUGUGUGGCCUGCAAGCACUACCGCCUGGACAACACCUGUGUUAGCCGCUGCCCACCGCGCUCCUUCCCCAAUCAAGGUGGUGUAUGCUGGCCCUGCCAUGAAUCUUGUGAAACCUGUGCGGGCGCCGGACAAGACAGUUGUCUCACUUGUGCACCUGCGCAUCUGCAUGUCGUCGAUUUGGCUGUGUGUUUACAAGUUUGCCCAGAUGGCUACUAUGAAAACUAUGACAACAAAACUUGUGUGCCAUGUGAGGCUAAUUGCGCUUCGUGUCAAGAUCGACCCGACUAUUGCACCAGCUGCGAACACCAUUUAGUUAUGCACGAACAUAAAUGCUACUCUGCUUGUCCACUACACACCUAUGAAACUGAAGACUACAAUUGCGCCUCUUGCCAUUCAUCUUGUGACACUUGCAAUGGUUCCGCCGAAUCGCAAUGCAUCACUUGCCGUUCUGGGCGCUUUGCUUUCGAUGGCAAAUGCUUAAACAAUUGCCCGGACGGUUACUAUGCGGACAAGAAGCGCCAGGAAUGUGUUACUUGCCCCACUGGUUGUGCAACAUGUAGCAGCAAUGGCUUUUGCCUCACAUGCCAUGAAAAUUGGACACGCAACAAGAAAGGCAAAUGCAUUAUAUCUGGCAGUGAAAAUUGUGAUGAAUCUGAAUACUAUGACAACAAUCACUGUCACGCCUGCCAUUCCACGUGCGAAACCUGUGAUGGACCCACCGAAUCGCAUUGCCUCUCGUGCCCUCAAAGUCUACUCCUACAAUCGCAACGCUGUGUGAGCAGCUGUGAUGAUGGAUUCUACAUGGAGGCGGGAAUUUGUGCCAAAUGUCUUCACACCUGCACACAAUGCGUGUCACGAAUGAACUGCACUGCCUGCGCCAAAGGAUUGCAGCUGCAAAGUGGCGAAUGUCGCACAACUUGCGCUGAUGGCUACUACAGCGACCGUGGCACCUGCGCCAAGUGUUACCUCAGCUGCCACACCUGCAGCGGUCCGCGGCGCGACCAGUGCGUUCAGUGUCCGACAGAUUGGCAGUUGGCUGGCGGCGAAUGUCAUCCCGAGUGCCCGGAGGGUUUCUACAAGUCCGAGUUUGGCUGUCAGAAGUGUCAUCAUUAUUGCAAAACUUGCAACGGCGCCGGUCCAUUGGCCUGCACAUCCUGUCCGCUGCAUUUCAUGCUUGACGGCGGUCUCUGCAUGGAGUGCCUGGGCUCACAGUACUAUGACUCACCCACGCAAACAUGUAAAACGUGUCAUGACUCGUGUCGUUCCUGCUCCGGCCCUGGCCAGUAUUCAUGCAAAACUUGCGCGUUCCCUCUGCAUUUGGAUCGUUUGAAUAAUCAGUGUGUGCCCUGCUGUCCCACCGAUGCGGCACCGGAGGAUCAGUCAUGCUGUCAUUGUGAUAAGGAUACUGGAGGUUGCAUCAAUGCUUCACCUGCGGGCAAACGUCGCAUUGCGGCCGCCGCUGAGCAGCAGCAGUUUGGUAGCGCGUACAGUGGCGGACUGUAUGGUGGUCUGUUGGACGAGGAUACCGCGGGUGGCAGCGGUGGCGCCUUUGGUGGUUUCUUUUCACGUGUCGGUUCACCGCUGACGACAAUUACUGCCAUUGCGGUGGCCGCAUGUCUGUUGGUUGUCACCGUGUUUGCGCUCAUCUUUGCUGUGUUGCAGCGCACCAGCAAUCGCUCCGUACGCGAUACAGCACGCUACAACAAAAUACCAAGCAAGUCCAAAAACUCCAGAGGAGGCGGUGGAGGUGGACGCCGCAACGCAGCAGCAGCUAAACUACUAAAAACAGAUGCCGAAUCUAAUUUGCCUGAUAGCGCAGCUUAUGAUGAGGAUGACGAUGACGACGACGAAGAGGUCGAUGAUAUUUAUGAUUAUCACGAUGAUUGCGAAGAGAUGAGUGUGGGGACGCCGUUGGAUGAAGACGAAUAUGGUAAUGAACGGCGUAUGCCCACGGUAGACUUCAGGAAUACGGCAACCACAGCAACAACAGCAGCACAAGUAAUGCCCGCGAUGAAGGAUACAGCUACAAAGGACACAGCAACGCCGGCAAUUCUGGGUGAUAUCGAUGACAUCGAAUACUAUUGCCGUGGCACAAAAGCCGCACUGCAGCCACCACAGCAGCAGCAGCAGCAGCAAUCGCGACAUCAGUCAUUAACAAAUGGCAUUGGCGGCGCGUUUGAUGCCAAAGUGCCCGCAACUACGGCGACAGUAAAUGCAAAUAGCGUUAAGGAAAUGACUGAGCUGCAGCAAAUUGUGCGACUCGCACGUAAAUCGAGCAGUAAUAGCAGUAGCCUCAACCGAAAUGUGCCACCACGGCUGCCAUUUUUGAAAGGAACCGAAAAGCAAGAGCAACAACAGGCGCAGCCUCAACAGCAGCAGCGACAACAACAACAACAACGCACAGCGUCAAUUGAUAAAUUGAAUACCACGACAGGCGACCGUGUGCUAAGCGCCAACGAAAGAACAUAGAAGGACAUCACGCUUGAUGUGCGAUGCACCGAUGAUGCGAGGUAAUGCGAGGUGAUGCGAACAAGCAAGUAACAAAUUGCGUUUGUGAUUUUGUAUAAAGCGAAAUAAGAAAAAAAGAAACGUUGUAAAAAUUAGUAGCUAAAAGCUUUUUAUUAGUAAAAUGAUUUAUAAAAACGAACUAAAAUCGAGAUGUGUAAGCGAAUGCAGGAGACUAUACUAAACUAUACUAAAAAUGAAAUGAGAAUAAUUUGAGGGAAACCUGCAUAUAUAUGCAUAUACAUUCUCGUACAUACAUACAUACAUGCAUAAUAGUCUGCGCGCUGCGACGUGCAAGUGUAUGCAAAUUAGAAAAAGUAAGAAUGUUAGAGCGUAAAUUAUAAUUAUGGUAACGUGUUCGAAAAUGCAGUGGAAAAGAGAAGAAAUCUGCAAAACAUCACGAAAACGUCAAAAUGCAAAGGAAAAAAAAUCAAUAUGCCAAGCGUGCGCUGAAAAUGAGCGGUUUGCGUUUUUGCUUUCGUUAAAAAUAAACCAACCCAAGGGAUGUUUGGUUUUUAUUUUUUGCAACAACCCAGCAUUGUACGAACUUUGGCGUCUAUGAGAGCAAACAACAUAUCGCAUACGUUCUUUACAAGUAUCUUAACCCAAAAAUACCAGUUUGUCAGAAAACGCAAAAACCACUUACUCUGCUCGACCACAAAAUCCAUUUUUCGUUGCUUGAAUUUUUUUUUCAAAAUAUAUGUAUAUUUAAAAGAAAGCAAAAACUAAUCUGCUACUUGCAUAUCGAUGUCUGAGUGGAAGAUCGACCUAUCUCGGCAACAACGCCCAAUUUCAGAAUUUGGUUGAAGAACUCCCUAUUUUGGAACUUGAUUGAAAAAAACGCUCUAUCUCAGAAUGCGGUUCAAAAAAGCCGUACCUCAGCACAUUUUCAGUGUAUUUUUGUUUGAGGUACGACGUUUUUGAACCGAAUUCUGAGAUAGGGUGUUCCUUAACAAAAUUCUGUGUUAGGGUGUUUCUCAAUAAAAGUCUGAAAUAGGGCGUUGUUGAAAAAUUUUUUGAGCUAGGCGUAUGAGCGUUUUCGAACUGGUUGCCAAGAUAGGUCGAUCUUCCACUCGAUCAUCGAUAUGUAUGCACUAUAUGAAUGCAAAAGUAAGCAAUACUAAAAUUAACAUCAUUCUUUCUUGCGUUAAAAUGCCACGGUCUGCAAAAAAAACUUUUCGUUGAUGCAUUUUGAGCGGACGUUUGGUAUAUUUCGAUACUAAAUAUGUACAGUUUACAUUAGUUUUAUUUGCAUUGAAAAUGACUAUGAAUGAACACAGCUCUUAUUUAUUUUUUUUAUUUUUUCUUUGCACUCUUCUACGAUAUGUCCAUAACAAUGUAUACCUUAGAGUAAACUUAUCUAUCGAAUCUCCACAUUGAUUGAAAUACUUCUAAAUCUCUAAAAAAUAUAUAAACACAUAGCGCACAGCUUGUACGCAAAAGUUUACGGUCAGCAUUAAACAAUAAUUCGUUUCGAUUUUUCAAACAACAAUUCACUGCUUUCAAUUUGUGUAAUUUUAUUUUAUGUAAAUGAGUAUUUUAGUAAGCUAUUUUGUAAAGAAUAAAUUCUAUUUUUAAGCUAAUUUACUCCAAAGCGGUUUAUGUCUGUAUUUAAUUUGUCUAUUUUAUCAGAUUUAAUUUUUUAUUUUUAAGACGAUAAAAAAAUCAAAAUAUCCUUUACAAAUGUUCGCUACAACGCGACAUCUUUAUUGGGCAUUGAAGUGACAAUUCAUGUCGUUACAUUAAAAUUUAUUAAGAGUCGUUAAGUAAGUCUGUUUCCACAUGACAUUUUUUAAAUGGCAUACAGUUUGUCAUUUUAAUGCCCUACUGGAAUUUCAGCAAAAUUUAUAUAUGUAUUUAUAUUUACUACUCUCUACUUGUUUACGUGCAUAACAACAUACGUACAUACAUAUAUAUUUAAUAAAAGUUAAAAAUUGUAUUUUCAAGUA
Molecule: messenger RNA, 9684 nt
Organism: Rhagoletis pomonella (apple maggot)
Lineage: Eukaryota; Metazoa; Arthropoda; Insecta; Diptera; Tephritidae
Gene: Fur2
Product: furin-like protease 2
Exons: 19
Coding region: 2033-7699 (1888 amino acids)
Biological process (GO): protein processing
Cellular component (GO): Golgi membrane; trans-Golgi network
Molecular function (GO): serine-type endopeptidase activity
Source: RefSeq, a predicted model, not a curated record